Messenger RNA from Zea mays, 3471 nucleotides. RefSeq names its product putative U-box domain-containing protein 42. The transcript has 6 exons. Gene Ontology annotation, biological process: protein ubiquitination. NCBI's taxonomy places the organism in Eukaryota, Viridiplantae, Streptophyta, Magnoliopsida, Poales, Poaceae. Gene Ontology annotation, molecular function: ubiquitin-protein transferase activity; protein binding. The coding region runs from base 350 to 3265 and encodes 971 amino acids. The record is from RefSeq and is a predicted model, not a curated record.
UAUUCAGAAAUAUCGUCCACCUAUUGUCCCUUUGUUUGACAAACCAAACAAGUAGCUUGUGCAGUUGAACCUGUGUUGAGAUUCAAGGUCUCAGGCCAAGUAUGAAGUUCCUAACGGGUUAUUAAGCUAUGCUUUCUGGAAGGAUGCCAGUCUGUCAUCAAGGCUGAGACAUCCAUGUCAUGCUUCUCCUGCUAAUGUCGAUAGCACAGUCUGAUGGAACAGAAAGUCAACACAUCAGAGGAAACCAAGGCCUGGUUAUUUGUGGAGCAAUACUCCUCCUGUAACUCUUCUGCACGUGGUACCACUGUAGAGUUCAGAUAUUUGAGGUCUUUGCUAGAACAAUACAGUCAUGUUAUCAGUAGCUACCACCAAUGGCAGCCAAGGGAACUCCAUGGAAACAGUCAUGGCAACAAUGGAGCGUCAAACAGCUCGCAGGACCCAGACUAAUGUGACACAGAUGAUGGAAUCUAUUUUUGCCAGUGUCAGUCUUGCUAAAGAUCUUUCUGCUAGGUGCAAAAGCAGAGCAUUGCAAGUCACGGAUGAUGAGAUACAAAGCACAGCACAAGACCUGGAGAAUGUCUUGCAGAAUAUAUAUGAUGAUCUUUGCAGGAUACCAGCUUCAGCAUUUGGCAGUAGUGCUUACAUGGAUGUGCCUAUUAAAUCACAGCCAAUGAGGGAUUGCUGUAAGGCUGAUAUACCCAUAAAUGUAAUGGGCAACAGACCUAGGACAAGGUCUCUCCGAGAUAAUGAUACUCCGAGGCUGGUGGACUUUCUCAAGGGAAUGUACCAUGAAUCGCAUGAAUUUAGUGGGCAGAUGUUCAACACUCUCCUAGAGGUUACAGAAUACAUUGAGCCACUGUAUGAUGCGUUCAUCUGUGCACUAACAAAUGAGAUAAUGACUGAUCCUGUGAUGAUUGAGAGUGGUGUGACAUGUGACAGGAGAGCCAUAGAGGAGUAUAUUGAGAGGUUUGCAGACAGUUCUGAACCUGUCUAUUGUCCUGUCACAAAGAUGACAAUGCAAAGUAAGACAAUGGUGAGCAAUGCUUCCCUGAAGUGUGUAAUUGAAGAAUGGACAAUGAGAAAUGAGAUCAUGCGUGUCAGGAUUGCUCGUACUGCCCUUUCCCUGUCAACUACAGACACAAUGGUGCUUGAAGCUAUACAUGAGCUAAAGUUGCUGGCCAAGUUGAGGGUGAAGAACAGGGAGCUGAUGCACAAGAUCGGAGUCACCAAGUUCUUAGCACGGUUGUUGGACAACCACAAUGACCAGAUUCAGUUUGAAGCUCUCAAGCUUUUGUGCUUGUUAGCUCAAGAUGAAGAAGGAAAGGAUAUCAUCGGAAAAACUAAGGCCAUUGCCAGGACAAUAAAAUUACUGUCAAGUAAUUCUACUGAUGAAAGGCAUGCAGCCAUCUCUUUCUUGCUGGAGCUUUCGGAGUCACAGUUACUGUUGGAUAAUAUUGGAUCAACACCUGGAAGCAUUCUGAUCCUCACUACAAUGAAGCUUAACAGUUCAGAUGAUCCAAUUGCUGCUGCAAGAGCUGGAGCAGUCCUUAAGAACCUGGAGAAGUGUCCGAAGAACAUCAAGUACAUGGCUGAAAGUGGCUACUUAGAACCUCUUCAGAGUCAUCUAGUGGAAGGUUACAAAACAGGCUCAGAAGAGAUACAGAUGGAGAUGGUCGGCUAUCUAUGUGAACUAGUCCAAGAGCAGGAGCUCACCAUUGAUAUCAAUAGAAGCACCUCGGAAAUCCUCGUCAAGAUGGUGCGUGGCUGCAACCCCAUGGUCCGCAAGGCAGCGUUGAAUGUCCUUGCCCAGCUUUCUUUGCACCGCCCCAACAACAAGAUGCUUGUCGACACAGGCGCUGUCCCUGUCAUGAUUGAGGAACUGUUCAUCAGAAAGGUCGAUGACGAGCCUGUGAACUCCAUGGCCAAUGCCGCCACUGUCCUUGCUAACAUUGUCGAGUCAGGCAUUGACCCAGACACCACGGUGGUGAACAAGGAAGGCCAUGUCCUCACCUCGAAGUACUCCAUCUACAACUUUGUGCACAUGCUCAAGUGCUUCAUGCCGGACGACCUCAACCUCAGCGUCCUCCGCAUCCUUCUAGCGCUCACCGCGCUCGCCAAGCCACUAGACACUGUGGUCUCGGUCAUCAGGGAGAACUACCGCGGCCAUUCUAUCAUCGAGCUCAUGGGCUCACCAACGGAGGUGCUCAGCCUCGCCGCGACAAGGCUGCUCAUCACCCUGUCUCCACACAUUGGACACACCAUCGUAGAGAGGCUCUGCAAGACACAAGGACAGCCACACAAGCUGGUCAAAAGCAUCAGCCAUGCUGGGCGCAUCACAGAACGGCAAGCUACGUUGGCCACGCUCCUCGCGAAGCUACCUUACCGGAACACCUCCCUCAACAUCGCGCUUGUGAAGGAUGGUGCCGUGCCAGCCAUGCUGAGGGCGAUAAAAGAGGUGGAGAACGGCGCUGGUAGAUCAAGCAGGCAGGCUGUGCCAUACAUGGAGGGUCUCGUUGGCACGCUCGUGCGGCUCACUGCGACUCUGUUCAGCCCAGAAGUGUUGAAGGCGGCCAUGGACCACAAUCUGGCCUCGGUGCUCACUGAGCUACUCGAUGGAGCAGCCGGAAGCGACGAGGUGCAACGCCUUGCUGCAGUGGGGCUCGAGAACCUUAGUUACCUAUCCAUCAAACUGUCCCGGCCACCGCCCGAUGAGCUGCAGUUCAAGAAGAAGAAUACCCUACUGAAGCUCCUGAAGGACUCAAAGGCGCACAGCAACAAGAAGACCUCACUCCACCAGGUUUGCGUUUGCCCGGUGCACCGAGGAGUCUGUUCUCCAGCGGCGACAUUCUGCCUCCUCGAGGCUGGCGCCUUGGAGGGCCUCUUGGGAUGCCUCGAGAACGACAACAUCCGGGUGGUGGAGGCUGCCCUCCGAGCGCUGUGCACUCUCCUCGACGAGAGGGUGGACGUGGAGAAGAGCGUAGCGGCCCUUGCUGAGCUCGACGUUGCUCGGCGCGUGCUUGCUGCGCUGAGGCAGCACCGGCAAAACGUGCUGUGGCAGAAGUGCUUCUGCGUGGUGGAGAAGCUCCUGGACCACGGCGACGACCGAUGCGUGAGGGAGGUGACAGGCGAUCGGAUGCUGCCCACGGCGUUAGUGAGCGCCUUCCACAGAGGGGACGAGAGCACUAAGCAGACGGCCGAGAGCAUCCUCCGGAGACUACACAAGAUGCCUGAUUACUCUGCAACCUAUGUAUCCAUGGAGUUCUAGUCGUUGGAAUCUAAACAGUAUCGAAGUGUGUGCAUACACUACUUUUUUUUACUUGCUUGUUUGAACAAAAUUACAGAACGGAUCAUUUUUGUGCAGCACUAUGAUUUUCACAACCUGAAUGUUUUAACAAGUGAAUGGAUAUUGUGAAACUCCUAUGUUGCUUACAUUAAAAAGAUAAGAGUUCUCAACCCUGUUUGUUGAUUUAA